AGACUUUAGGAUUAUAAAUCUUCUCUCCCUUAUGCCCCCACCUUUGGUUAAAAAUUUCAGGGGCCUUGCUACCUUUAAGUGUGUGGCUGGGGUGGGGGGCGGGAAUUAGGGAGGGUUUCCAAGGAACAGAGGACUCAGAGAGAAGAGGAGAUGUAGGAACAAAGUGAGCUGAGGACAAGGAGAUCAGAGAUGGAACUCCCUGGCAUCAUACCUGGUGCACAGAAGGGGUUCCACUAACAUCUGUGAAUUUGAAGAAGGUAUAAGAGAGUGUAGGGAGUGAGGGGAAACUGGAGACAGAGGAAGAAUUAGGAGGGGAAGCUGGGAGAGGGAGUAUGGGGGAAGAGAGAGGGAGAAGGAAAUGCUAAUUAAAAGAGGUAUGGAGGAAGAGAAGGUACAAAGAGAAAUAACAUGAGACACUCACGUGGUAUUCAGUGCUGCCCUGUUAUUAGUCUGAGCACUUUAUAUGUACUAGAUCACUUAAUCCUCCCAACAACCUUAUGAAGUAGGCCUUGUUUUUAUUCCCAUUUGACAGGUGAGGAAACUGAGGCACAGACAGAGUAAGUAGCACGUCCCUCCAAGCUCCCACAGCAAAUAAGCUUUGGCGCUCAGCUUAGGGAGCCUGGCUCUCCAGGCUGUAACCCUGACCAUCGCACUGCACUCCGCCGCAGGGAGGGGUCGGGUCCCAAGGUGACGAGAGAGAUACAUUUGCUUUUUCGGGGCAGAAGAGUUGGCAUCUUGGCUCCACCACUUACAGCCAGUCACUAAACCUGUUUCCUCAUCUGUGAAAUGGGAAUGAGUUUCUGCUUCAUAGGAUUGAUGGAGGGCUAGAUCAAGUGUCUCUCCCAGUCAUGGAGCCCAAUGGCUUCUUCACUCCGCAGCUUAGGAGGCCUCUCUGCCAGGAGCUCACCACCGGUCACCUGGGAAACUUGGCUUAGCUUUCCCUGGAGAGUUUCUCUGAGUCUGUGUAAGCACCUGCACUGUGUCAGCCUCUUCUACUGCCUGGUAGAGGACCUUGGGCCAGGGCAGCCCCAUCCCCUGUACCCCUCCUACCCUUCAGGCAGCAGCAUGGAGGGAAAAAAUUCCAACUGAGAGGGCCCUGGGUCCCAGCACCUGAGUUACCAUUCUCUCAUUCUCUUUUUUUGCUCUUUCUCCCUAGGACGCUCGGAGACCCGCUCUGCUGGGCAGUCCAGGCGGGGUGGGCACGGAGCCUCCCAGGCCCGGGCAAUGGGCAUGGGCGGGGGCUGUGGCUGAAGACCUCCCCCGCCCACUGCAGACCCUGGGGGCCUCCCCCUCACUCACCACAGCUGCCAUGGCCACCAAUAAGGAGCGACUCUUUGCGGCUGGUGCCCUGGGGCCUGGAUCUGGCUACCCAGGGGCUGGCUUCCCCUUUGCCUUCCCAGGAGCACUCAGGGGGUCUCCACCUUUCGAGAUGCUGAGCCCUAGCUUCCGGGGCCUGGGCCAGCCUGACCUGCCCAAGGAGAUGGCUUCUCUGUCGGUGGAGACACAGAGCACCAGCUCAGAGGAGAUGGUGCCCAGCUCGCCCUCGCCCCCUCCACCUCCUCGCGUCUAUAAGCCUUGCUUCGUGUGCAAUGACAAGUCCUCUGGCUACCACUACGGGGUCAGCUCUUGUGAAGGCUGCAAGGGCUUCUUCCGCCGCAGCAUCCAGAAGAACAUGGUGUACACAUGUCACCGCGACAAAAACUGUAUCAUCAACAAGGUGACCCGGAAUCGCUGCCAGUACUGUAGGCUCCAGAAGUGCUUCGAAGUGGGCAUGUCCAAGGAAGCUGUGCGGAAUGACAGGAACAAGAAGAAGAAAGAGGUAAAAGAAGAAGCAUCACUUGACAGCUACGAGCUGAGCCCCCAGUUAGAAGAGCUCAUCACCAAGGUCAGCAAAGCCCAUCAGGAGACCUUCCCCUCGCUCUGCCAGCUGGGCAAAUACACCACGAACUCCAGUGCAGACCACCGGGUCCAGCUGGAUCUGGGACUGUGGGACAAGUUCAGUGAGCUUGCCACCAAGUGCAUUAUCAAGAUAGUGGAGUUUGCCAAGCGGCUGCCUGGCUUUACAGGACUCAGCAUUGCUGACCAGAUCACCCUGCUCAAGGCCGCCUGCCUGGACAUCCUGAUGCUGCGGAUCUGCACAAGGUACACCCCAGAACAGGACACCAUGACCUUCUCUGAUGGGCUGACCCUGAACCGGACCCAGAUGCACAACGCCGGCUUUGGGCCCCUCACAGACCUCGUCUUUGCCUUCGCCGGGCAGCUCCUGCCCCUUGAGAUGGAUGACACCGAGACCGGGCUGCUCAGCGCCAUCUGCCUCAUCUGUGGAGACCGUAUGGACCUGGAGGAACCCGAAAAAGUGGACAAGCUGCAGGAGCCACUGCUGGAAGCCCUGAGGCUGUACGCCCGGCGGCGGCGGCCCAGCCAGCCCUACAUGUUCCCAAGGAUGCUCAUGAAGAUCACCGACCUCCGGGGCAUCAGCACCAAGGGAGCGGAAAGGGCCAUCACCCUGAAGAUGGAGAUUCCAGGCCCCAUGCCUCCCCUGAUCCGAGAGAUGCUGGAGAACCCCGAAAUGUUUGAGGACGACUCUUCGCAGCCUGGUCCCCACCCCAAGGCCUCUAGCGAGGAUGAGGUUCCUGGAAGCCAGGACAAAGGGGGCCACAGCCCCCAGGCUGAACAGGGCCCCUGACUUCCCCUGCCCUGGGGGUCGGGGCUCCAGGAAGCAGACUGACCAUCUCCCGGGCAGCGCCAGCGACUGGGGGAGGACCUGCUCUGCCCUCUCCCCACCCCUUCCAUUGAGCUCCUUGUUUUUGCCAAAGUUUCUAGGGGUGCCUCUGUGUUCAUCCCCUUCCUGCUCUACUCGACUCCCUCUCCAGUUUCGGGGGCCUGUCCUCCCACUGGGAGAGAGGAUAGCGGGGUCGGCCUGGGUUUGGAUGCUAAAAUCUCCAUGCUGCCCCUCAGAUACCAGGGCCCCAGGCUCCCCAGGGCAGGAGGAAGAUCCUGCCAUUCCACAGUCCCUCUGCCAGGUGCUUAGGCCUCUGGGAGCAAACAGGAACACUAGAGACCAAAAGAGGGGUGAAGGGGGAGGGCUGAGCCUACUCUCUCGCUCCUUCCCUUGGUGCCUAAUGCUGCGUAAUGCACCUGUCCGCACCUGCCAGGUGCAUGCCCUCUGUGCCCCAUCCUCGUGCCAGGUCAGGGUGGGGCAGGCUGGGCCCUUCAUUUCAGAGGGGCCGGAGGGUGAAAGGGGCAGAUGCAGGUCCAUUCUGCACUUCUUCCCUGGGGCUGGCCUGCCUGGUGGCCUCCGUUACAAGCCGCCCCCCAGCCCUGUCAUGUGCCUUGGGCUCCCCUCGCCUCCCAUCUCAGCCAUUGGGGCGGGGACCCUCCUACACUACAGAGGGGCCUGCGAUCCCUCUGCCCCCAGUGCCUUCUCCCUUGACCCCCCAGAGCAGCUUGGCCCCGGGAGGGGGGGGUGGGCGCUGCUUAGCUGAUCCCGCCUUGACCCAGAGGAAGCCUCUAUUUAUUUAUUAGCUUUUGUUUACACCCUGGAAUUGAUCGCGUCCUCCGGGGGUCUUGGGAGGGGGAGCCCAGGGCCCCUGUGACCCCUCCCCUUUCCCCGCCAAUCCCCUGUUUGUAUUUAGCUGCCAAAUAAGAUUCCCAAUGGCUCCCCUUUUUCUCUGGGGGGUCAGGGUGCUGUCCCCUCCCCUCUGUUUACAUUUCCCCUCAGCCCGCUGUAUCGCAUAUUGCUGAGUUUUCUAUUUUUGCAAAAUAAAGUGAUGGAAACUC
Messenger RNA from Talpa occidentalis (Iberian mole), 3780 nucleotides. It is a transcript of the gene RARG, whose product is annotated as retinoic acid receptor gamma. NCBI's taxonomy places the organism in Eukaryota, Metazoa, Chordata, Mammalia, Eulipotyphla, Talpidae. The record is from RefSeq and is a predicted model, not a curated record. Gene Ontology annotation, molecular function: RNA polymerase II cis-regulatory region sequence-specific DNA binding; nuclear glucocorticoid receptor binding; zinc ion binding. The coding region runs from base 1310 to 2686 and encodes 458 amino acids. Gene Ontology annotation, biological process: retinoic acid receptor signaling pathway; regulation of transcription by RNA polymerase II; cellular response to corticotropin-releasing hormone stimulus. The transcript has 8 exons. Gene Ontology annotation, cellular component: transcription regulator complex; nucleus.